Osmerus eperlanus (European smelt) is the source of this 1053-nucleotide messenger RNA. RefSeq lists its product as uncharacterized. The record is from RefSeq and is a predicted model, not a curated record. The coding region runs from base 225 to 869 and encodes 214 amino acids. NCBI's taxonomy places the organism in Eukaryota, Metazoa, Chordata, Actinopteri, Osmeriformes, Osmeridae. The transcript has 5 exons.
CUUGGCCUCAAAGACCUGAGAGCACCACAAGUCAGAGUUGUAGUCAGUGUGAACAGACUGUCUAUGAUCAAUCAUGUCCUCAGUUCUCAUAACUCUCACCUGUCUUUAUCUGGCUUGAUUGGUCCCCACCCAACCCUCUUUCUUCAUCCAGCCCGUCAUCCUUGGACCCUGUUUGGCCACUUCAGCAGCUACAACCAAGCUUGCCAUGCAGACUUUUUGACAUCAUGUAUGUCACUGUGGAGAACAAGGUGAUGGUAUUUGGCUCAGGUACAAGACUCAUUGUGACAGAUAAUGAAGUCAAAUCACCGAAAGUGACCAUCUACCCAGCAUUUACACAUCAACGCAAUGGGAGGACCAUCGUGCUGUGUCGGGCCAGUGACAUGUUCCCAGACUUGGUGAGGUUUUCAUGGAAGAUGGAGAGAGAAGACGGCCGGUUGGUGGAGGUGCCUGAAGCAGAGAGAGAAGAGCUGGAGCAGAGGGAGGACGGGAGAGUGACUAGUGUGAUCAUCAUCAAGAACCAAGAGGCAAAAACAAAAAAGUACAGCUGUACUGUAAAGCAUGAAGUGUCCAAUGUUGAAGACAUUCCAAAAAUACACAAAAAAGAGGAAUCUUCUUUUACCACGGCUGCAUCUGCACCAACCUGUCCACCCCAGAAUCAUACACACGUCUCUCCUGCCGUCCUCGUCCGUGAUGAACUGUUGCAGUCCAUGUGCAGUGUGAACCUGGCCUCUCUGGUUUACACUGUGAUGAUAGUGAAGAGCUUGGUGUACUGCUGUGGGCUCUCCCUCCUGCUGCUCCUCAGGGACAAGAAGGGAAGUCCACCCCACACCUGGAGACAUGAUCAGUCCACCCCACACCUGGAGACAUGAUCAGUCCACCCCACACCUGGAGACAUGAUCAGUCCACCCCACACCUGGAGACAUGAUCACUGAUCUGUACUGUAAUUAACGUGACAAUUCAUUUAGAGUCUUAAUUCUGUUUGUCAAAAAUAUUUUAUGUAUUUUUUUCUCUUGACAUGUUAUACAAUAAAUACAAUAAAAUAAAUACAACAUU